Messenger RNA from Ostreococcus lucimarinus CCE9901, 1017 nucleotides. RefSeq lists its product with no specific name. Gene Ontology annotation, cellular component: plasma membrane. The record is from RefSeq and is a predicted model, not a curated record. NCBI's taxonomy places the organism in Eukaryota, Viridiplantae, Chlorophyta, Mamiellophyceae, Mamiellales, Bathycoccaceae. Bases 1 to 1017 code for a protein of 338 amino acids. The transcript has a single exon.
AUGACCAAUCUGCAGUUCACGCCGGACAGCGCGCUCGCGGGAGGGCUGAUUUUGGGGUCGAUGGUGGUGGCGAAGCGAUUGAAUUCGGGACGCAAUUUGGGCGUGAGCGGGGACACCAAGGCGUUCGCGCGAGGCGAGGGUCGAGCGACGAGCGCGGCGUUUUUGAUCGGACUGCUCGCGGCGGGAUACGCGGCACCGAUGAUUCUGGGCGCGCAGGCGGCGGUGCCGAUGGUGGACGCGACGCGAGCCAUCGCGGCGGGCGCGCUCGUCGGAGCGGGGAGCUCGCUCGGAGGCGGGUGCACGAGCGGACACGGAAUCUCUGGGAUCGGACGAUUGGACGUGCGAAGCGUGGCGUUCACGUGCGUGUUCAUGGUCGUCGGUGCGAUCACGGUCGCGGCGACGGGAACGAUGGAUGAGUUACACGUGUCGCAAGCGACGAAGACGAUCGACAUGCUCGCGCGCUCGCCCGAGGCGAAAACGAUUUUGUACGCCAAAAUUUUCGCCGCCGGUGCGGCUGUCCAAGGCGUGCUCUACGCGCUCGCUAAGCGUGAGGGCGGAGGAAUCACGGACGUCGUGAAGAAGCUCGAGCUCGUGAGCGAGUCCGUCGCCGGACUGUUUUUCGGUCUCGGUCUCGUCGUGAGCGGGAUGACGAAUCCGGCGAAAGUCGCCGGUUUUCUCGCAGUCACCACUCAAGCUUUCGAUCCGUCCUUGAUGUUCGUCAUGGGCGGCGCGCUCGCCCUCGUGGUUGUUUCUAUGUUCCUCGCGAAGAAUGCCUUGGGCGUCUCUCGUCCGGCCAUGGCGCGAGAGUUCUCGACUACUCCGAAGUACGUCGACAAGUCUGUUUUGAUCGGAGGCGCGCUCUUCGGCGCUGGCUGGGGCUUGGGCGGCGUUUGCCCCGGCCCGGGCCUCGUCAAUCUCGUUCUGAACUCCGGUCGCGAGAUCACGCUCUGGUGCGUCGCGUACUUUGCCGCGCAAGCCGUCCAACAAAAGCUCUCCUCCCAGUACUCUCUCGAAUAA